AUGAUGAUGAUCCUCAGGCCAUUGUCUUCUCGCGUUUUGAAUGUUCGUGUCUCUUCAAUAUCGUUUCUUCACAACUUGGCAAUAUCUUCUCCGGUAAGAGAAGACGACGACGCGGAAACCAUUUUCCGGAUGAUCAAUGGACCGAAUCUACGAGGAGAAUUAAAGGACGCGUUGAUCUCCAGUGGAAUCCACUUGUCGAAGGAUUUGAUCGAUAAGGUUUUGAAAAGGGUAAGAUUUAGCCAUGGAAACCCUUUACAAACCCUAGAAUUUUACAGGUACGCUUCUUCUAAAAGAGGGUUUUACCAUUCAGCUUUUUCUCUGGAUACAAUGCUCUAUAUUCUCGGUAGAAGUCGAAAGUUCGAUCAAAUUUGGGAGAUUUUGAUCGAAACUAAGCGAAAAGAUCGGUCUUUGAUAUCGCCAAGGACGAUGCAAGUUGUUUUAGGUAGAGUAGCUAAGUUGUGUUCCGUUAGACAAACAGUUGAAUCUUUCUGGAAGUUUAAGAGAUUGGUUCCUGAUUUCUUCGACACUGCUUGUUUCAAUGCUCUAUUGAGAACUCUUUGUCAAGAGAAGAGUAUGACUGAUGCUAGGAAUGUGUAUCAUACAUUGAAGCAUCAGUUUGAUCCUGAUUUGCAGACGUUUAACAUACUUUUAUCGGGUUGGAAAUCAUCCGAAGAAGCCGAAGCUUUCUUCGAGGAAAUGAAAGAAAAGGGGCUAAAACCCGAUGUGGUUACGUAUAACUCUUUGAUUGAUGUGUAUUGCAAGGAUAGAGAGAUGGAGAAAGCUUACAAGUUGGUAGAUAAGAUGCGUGAGGAGGAUGAAACUCCAGAUGUUAUAACUUACACAACUAUUAUAGGCGGUUUGGGGUUAAUCGGUCAGCCUGAUAAAGCUAGAGAGGUUUUAAAGGAAAUGAAGGAGUAUGGAUGUUAUCCUGAUGUUCCGGCUUAUAAUGCUGCAAUCAGGAAUUAUUGCAUAGCGAGGAGGCUCGGGGAUGCGGAUAUGUUGGUGGAUGAGAUGGUGAAGAAGGGUUUGUCUCCGAAUGCUACUACUUAUAAUCUGUUUUUCCGUGUUUUGUCUUUGGCGAAUGAUCUGGGACGGUCUUGGGAGCUGUAUGAGAGAAUGUUGGGAAAUGGGUGUUUGCCGAAUACUCAGUCUUGUAUGUUCUUGAUUAAGAUGUUUAAGAGACACGAGAAAGUGGAAAUGGCGAUGCGGUUGUGGGAAGAUAUGGUGGUAAAAGGUUUCGGCUCGUAUAGUUUGGUUUCGGAUGUGCUUCUGGAUUUGCUUUGUGAUUUAGCUAAAGUCGACGAAGCUGAGAAAUGUUUGCUUGAGAUGGUUGAGAAAGGACAUAGACCGAGUAAUGUCUCUUUAAAAAGGAUCACAUUGUUGAUGGAGCUAGCAAAUAAGCACGAAGAGCUUGAUAACUUGAAACAGAAGAUGUCUAUUUUCGGUACAGAGAUUCCACGUUAA
Arabis nemorensis is the source of this 1464-nucleotide messenger RNA. The record is from the annotation of a GenBank genome assembly. Lineage: Eukaryota; Viridiplantae; Streptophyta; Magnoliopsida; Brassicales; Brassicaceae.